GGGCAGCCCCUCCCAGCCCACACUGCGCCGUAACAUAAGUCGGCUCAGACGAAGAAAUCGCACGCAGGGGCAGCGCAGCGGUGAUGGGAUUUAUCGGGCCGGGAUUUUAAGGGGACCAAGGAGUAGGUGCAGAACGACCUCAGCAAUUUUGGAGACCAGAAAAACAGAGAGAGAGUGCGGUGAGAUGGCUGGCGACACUCCACCACAGCAUUCGCAGGAGGAUGCAAACCAUGAAGACCAGUUUCCACUGGAAAUGGAGGAAGGAAACGGAAACAGGGGGCUGGGAGAUGGAGUCUUUGGCGGCACCAACAAGGAUCACCCCGUAUUUUCAGGGAACUCAACAAGUGGGUCGGACAACUCCACCAUGAAGGAACUAUCCAUGAGGAACCUUUCAGAAAAGCCCAGCCAGACACCUCUGACAAGCGAACACAGUUUGUGUUUCACAGACCGGACGUCUACAGUGGUUGUGCUUGAGCCAGCAAAGACCCCUGCGAAAGGCAGACAAGCCGGUCUGGAUGGCACAGACGUUCCCGCAGCGACUGUGAUGAUCAGGAGGCUUGCAGUGGACCAGGGCACGGCAGACCGGCCUCACAAGUGCCGGCAAUGCAGCCGGGCAUUUAAGAAGGCCAGCAACCUGCGGAGCCACGAGGAGACGCACAGCGGCCUCAAGCUGCAUGUGUGUGAGGUCUGCGGCAAGGCCUACUCCCACCAUGGGACGCUGCAGCAGCACCGGCGGCUGCACACUGGCGAACGACCCUACCGCUGCCCCUUCUGCAGCCGCACCUACGUGUGGUCUUCCGACUUCUGCAAGCAUGUGCGAACGCACACCGGUGAGAAGCCCUACGCCUGCAGCGAGUGCGGAAAGGCCUUCCUGCGGCCGUCCGACCUGCGCAAGCACGAGCGCAACAUGCAUGCUAAUGAUCGGCCGCUGCCCUGCCCACAGUGUGGCAAGACCUUCAACAAGCCGCUGUCGCUGCUGCGGCACCAGCGCAGCCACCUGGGCGAAAGGCCUUUCCGCUGCCCCGACUGCGGAAAGGACUUCGCAGUUGCGAGUCGCAUGGUGGAGCACCAGAAGGUGCACAUCGGGCUGCGGCCAUACGCCUGCGACAUCUGCUCCAAAGCCUUCACGAGGGCCUCCAACCUGGCCGAACAUCGCACGCUGCACUCUGGCCUGCGGCCGCACAAAUGCCCCCAAUGCGGCGUGGCCUUCGCCCUGCCCUCGCGACUUGCCCGCCACCAGCUCGUCCACACUGCCCGCUAACCUCCCAGGGAGAACCUACUAGAACACUUCCCGCAUUUCAUGGGAGAACGUGUACUUCACGCUGGCGGGGGCUCCCUCUCAUACCCUCCCCAGGUCCAUUUUGGGUUCCCUGGGGCAACAUGACACCUCUGGUGAACCGUCCUUCCCGGAGACUGCAGAAUCUCGCGGCUGUGGAUGUUCCCUGACAUCUCCUGUAACCGCACUGUAUGCUCAUGUGUCCAUCAGCUGUGUGUUCUUCACAGAGCUUAACAGAAGCCUGCUAAGCAAUGCGGGCUCAUGCCGCCCUCAAUCACUUCCCCCUGCAUUUGCAAAAUGUAAAUGCUGAGCUCACACUGUCAUUCUUAAUUUACAGCAUCAGUCCGCACAUAAAAUGCAAUUUUCUUAACCUGCAUCGGGCGCAUUAGUGAAAGGCAGAAUUCAGUAGGAGCUUCUGCUGAAUCUGGGCUUCGUGGCUCAGUUUCCUGUCACUGAUGUAACUUACAGUCAUUUUUCUGUAUAUCUAAGUGCCUCAAGUAAAGAACGACUUCCUCCAAGA
Molecule: messenger RNA, 1796 nt
Organism: Brienomyrus brachyistius
Lineage: Eukaryota; Metazoa; Chordata; Actinopteri; Osteoglossiformes; Mormyridae
Gene: znf648
Product: zinc finger protein 648
Exons: 2
Coding region: 185-1261 (358 amino acids)
Biological process (GO): regulation of transcription by RNA polymerase II
Cellular component (GO): nucleus
Molecular function (GO): RNA polymerase II transcription regulatory region sequence-specific DNA binding; DNA-binding transcription factor activity, RNA polymerase II-specific
Source: RefSeq, a predicted model, not a curated record